AUGUCGAGGCUGUUGUGCCGAAGCUGCUGUGUCGGAAAUUGCUCUGGCGGAAGCUGUUUUGGCAGAGACUGUUGUGGCGGGGCUGCGCACAAUUUGUCGCGGGUAACCGGCUCGUACGUUCGGAAGAGACGCGAAGUGAAUUUGUUGAGGAGACGUUCGGAAGAGACGCGAAGUGAAUUUGUUGAGGAGAAGGAGGAGCGCGAUGAAAGCUAUUUACCCCAUUCCUGA
This is a messenger RNA of Gongylonema pulchrum, 228 nucleotides long. Lineage: Eukaryota; Metazoa; Nematoda; Chromadorea; Rhabditida; Gongylonematidae. The record is from the annotation of a GenBank genome assembly.